ACACAACAAAACAGACAGACCGAAAAAGCAAUGCACCGACACAUUUAUGUAAAACAGACUCAGUAAUAAAAUCCCUAAUCGUGUCAGUUAGCCGAAAGACAAUUCUCGUGGAAAACUCCAUUACCCAUAAGCGGAGUUGUGACGGCAACAUGUCAUCAGCUGAUUCCUCACAUGACAUCAGGGUUUCAGUGUGGAAGCGGCUAGGGAUCUAGUUAGCCGUGUGGAAAGAGUUCGAAAUACUAAUGUUUGUUUGGCGACUACGAAUAGUCUAAUUAUAUGCGAAGCCGUUUUCGAUGGAAGGUUGUUGGGCAUGGUCCUGAGACCCUAGCAACUGUGAAAAACAGCGAUACGAUUUCCCACCGAGUCCUGUCGAACGAGAACAUCAACCAAGAUGAAGCCAGAAACAAAAUCGCUCUUAAACAUCAUCGUAUUGGGUCUUGGCUUUAUGUUAAUGUUCACCGCCUUCCAGACAUGUGGAAACAUUGAACAAACUGUGAUUAAGAGUUUUAACAGCACAGAAUUCAAUGGAAGUGGGUACACAAGCAUGGCUAUUAUCUAUGGAGUCUUCUCUGCAUCGAACCUAAUUGCUCCUUCAGUGGUAGCCGUCAUUGGUCCUCAAUUGUCAUUGUUUUUCAGUGGACUAGUUUACAGUGGCUACAUUGCUAUGUUUAUUCACCCUUUUACCUGGAGUUUCUACACUGCUUCAGUCUUGGUUGGAAUUGCAGCUGCAGUGCUGUGGACAGCUCAGGGGAAUCUCCUCACCAUCAAUUCCACUGAUUCUUCUAUCGGCCGAAACAGUGGGAUAUUCUGGGCUUUGCUGCAAUUCAGCUUGUUCUUCGGCAAUCUUUACAUUUAUGUUGCCUGGCAUGGGAAGAUUCACAUAUCAGAUAAAGACCGUCAGACGGUGUUCAUUUCACUCACCAUCAUCAGUCUGGUUGGAAACUUCCUGUUCUUCCUCAUUCAGCGGACUGAGCCUGAGGUUGUGUCUACUGAGGGUUCUGAAUCACUACUGCCUGGAGAUGCUUGUGAAAGCAACUCAUCGGUGGUACCACCACAGGGUCUCGGGGCUCAGGCUUGGGUGGCAUUUAAGAAAUCUAUUCAGCUGGCAAUGACCAAAGAAAUGCUGCUGCUAAGCAUAUCCAUCGCAUACACAGGACUGGAAUUAACUUUUUAUAGUGGGGUUUAUGGGACAUGCAUAGGAGCCAUGACCCAAUUUGGUGAUAAUGCCAAAAGUCUCAUUGGCCUUUCAGGAAUUUUCAUUGGUGUUGGCGAAAUACUUGGUGGGUCAGUGUUUGGGAUGCUGAACCAAUGCAAACGGUUUGGAAGGAACCCUGUGGUACUUUUGGGAUUAGCCACACAUUAUUUGGCCUUCUACAUUGUAUUCCUGAACAUAGCUAGUGAUGCUCCCUUAGCCCCAGAGGAGGGCACAAACCUGCAAGGCUUUAUUCCUCCCAGCGUCGAACUGGCAUUGUUCUGCAGUUUCCUGCUUGGCCUGGGUGACAGCUGUUUUAAUACACAAUUGCUCAGCAUCGUGGCCUCCGUAUUUCGUGAUGACAGUGCCCCAGCAUUUGCUGUUUUCAAGUUUGUUCAGUCAGUCGCUGCUGCUCUGGCGUUCCUCUACAGUAACUAUCUCCAACUACACUGGCAACUGCUCAUUAUGGUAUUAGUGGGCUUAACUGGCACUCUCUCUUUCUUUGUGGCUGAAAGGAUGGUGGUCAGCUGCAAAAGAAACUCUGAUUAUGACAGCAUCUAACAAGUCAGAGAGAAUGUGGCACCAGAAGACUUUCUUCCCUCAUUUAUAACUUUAUCCUGCAGUUUGCUGUGUCCUCAGGAUUGAUGUGGAAUGAGAAGUUCUGCAGAAUUUUGUAUUACUCUUUUUUUUUUUUUUUUCCUCUUACUUCAGCUAUGCUCAAAAUCAUGUCUUGAACAGAUACUUUAACCUCCGGUGUUCACAGUUGUAUUGUUUUCUCUUUCUUUCAGCAAGGCUGCACAUAAAGACUUUUUUUUAAGUAUACAAAGCCUUUACAUUUACUAUUUACUUUCUGGUGAUUUAAUUGAAAUUGUCUAAAGGGAAAGGUUUGGGUGAAGCCACCACUAAAUCGUUAUACUAAAAAGGUUGCCAAUAAGUCACAAUUUCAGAAAUACAAUAUAUGACAGAUGUGAGAACUCCCCUGUGAAAAGACACAAAUGAUUCAGAAUCGGAUCACUUUUAGAGAACAGCAUUACUUUUACGUUGAACAGUAGGGUAUUGCUCAGGUUACUAUAUUAAAAACAAGUUUUGCACAGAAGCCCUUGUUUGUGACAUAACACAUUACAAUACCAUUAUCAAUCUUUUUUUUUUUUCUUUCUUUCAUUCUUGCAAUUCUUGUUGGGAAGCGGGAGUCAUGGUUAAGGGCCUUACAUUUCUACAAGCUUAGUGAUCAGUAAUCCAUAGCCUUAACUGUUGAACCUAUAUCAAUACAUUAAUGUUAUUCAUCUGCCAUUCUCAAAAUUUUAAUAGUUUCUUCUUUGUGUGAUUUGGGCAGUGAGAGUAAAUUAUAUAUUAAUCUUUGGUCAAGCUUCUGGAGAGUGGGAGUCAUUUUGUCAGCCAGUAAAUCUGCCAUAGCCACACGCAUUCAGGUACCAUCUAUAAAUAUCUGUCUAUUAAACCGUUGCACUCAUGCAGUCCUAUAUUAUUACACUCCCAUUGCUGUGCUACACUGUUGAGGCUAUGCAGUUACCAUGUUAGUCCUGGCAAGGUUUACACCAAACAUGCUGGAUUCCAUCUGAGACAAACAAAGUAUCCUUGUCUCACUUGACUAAAGAAUGUGUUCCUAUAUUCAUCAGGCUUUUUUAGUUUAAUCUUGGAGUUUUCUGCACAAGAGCAAGCUAGGAUGUUUCCUUAUACUCCAUGCAUUGCUGUCUGAUUUUUCACAGAAACUCUGAUUUCCAUUAAUAAAUUACUUGUCAAUUUAGAAAUUAAGCAAUUGUUUAAAUCACCUGCAUUCGAUUAAGCCUGCACAAAUUUACUUACUUUUGUUCUAUAUUGUAUUUCCAGCCAACAGAACAGCAUAUAGUCAUAUGACAACUGUCUCAAUACAAGUUAUACAACUAUAGCAGUACAGCAAUUUCCAUCCUUAUAAAGAAACAUUUUUAAUUUACAUAGUAGAACCCAGUCCUUACAGAGAACUGAUAUAAUUCAAUAAUUGCAGAGAUAUGUUACCUAAAAUUGAACAUGUAUUCUUUUAAAGUUUUUUUUUGUUUUAUACUUUUUUUUUUAUUCUAUUAUCAUAAGAUGGUAUACUCAUCCAAUGUAAUGCAAACCAUUUUUAAUAUAUUUUAUUUGGGGAAAAUACAGAACAGCAAUAUUGGAUCUUUCUGUAAAGUAUACCUCACCAAAAUGUUUGAAGUGAAGGUUCAAUGAUCUGCAUUUUGUCAGAAUUUAUUGGGAAACACUACAACAACUGGAAAUGCACAAAACAUUGGAGGAAUGUGUCUAGUGUCUAGUGUCUGAAUAAUAUGAGCUUUCUGUUGAAUGGAACACUUUAGCAUUGUAAAUUUGACACAGGUAUCGAGUAGGACCUUACCUACAGACGGGUGGCAACCUAUGGACUUUUUCUAUAAUAGGUCUUUGUUUACUGGGAUGCACUGUAUAUAACCAGUUCUGCUUUAAUUUAGAGCAGUUUCAUGGAUUUUUAUUUUGUAGGCUCUACAGCUGUUUACCUGAAUCAUUUUUAGGCCUACUAUAAACCAUUGAUCAUGUAUAAUGCCCGCACACACAUAAAUGAUUAAAGUUUAUUUUACACCGUU
Silurus meridionalis is the source of this 3789-nucleotide messenger RNA. It is a transcript of the gene mfsd11, whose product is annotated as major facilitator superfamily domain containing 11. The record is from RefSeq and is a predicted model, not a curated record. Bases 392 to 1753 code for a protein of 453 amino acids. Lineage: Eukaryota; Metazoa; Chordata; Actinopteri; Siluriformes; Siluridae. The transcript has 14 exons.